AUUAGAGAUAUAGUUUCAACGCUUGUUUUUGUUUCCGCAAUUUUUGGUAUUUUGUAAGAUUUUCAAUGCUGCUUCAAUUUCCAAAAAUUAUGAGUGAAAAUUGACAAAAGUGCCGGAGUAUUCCGCAACAUUUUAAAUUGACGAUCGGUUGUACUUCCGUAGUGGUGUGUGGUAGUAAUUUGUUGCUCGUGCAAUUAUUUUUUAUAGAGGAAACAAUAGUAAACCCAUAUACGCGUUCUUUUAGUAUACCUAGCUUUCCAGAAUCAAUUUAAAGUGGAUACUAUACAUUCCUCUUAUUCUCGUCCCACACCCAUUUUACACCAAAUCGAAUUACGAUACAAAUUGCAAUCGGGUCGACUGAACUGUGAAAUUACCCUUUCUCGAAAUGCGUAUAAAACCAGAGCAAAAUCUGAGGACGGGACAGAAGUUGUCGCGCAGUUCAGUGAGAGACGUCGACUUAGAAAUUUCCCAGUAAACCGAGCAUACCAUACAAGUCACAAACAAUCCUCAGGUUGCUUAUUUUGUUGAGCCACCGUCGAAAUGAUGAUGAUACAGUCUAAAAUGAAACCCAACGGCGUUCGUCGUAACGUCGCAGUUCUCUUGGUUGUGAUUUGUUUUUGCCAAGUCGCUUUCAGCUACGUUCAUGCCAGCGGAAACCGGCUGGAUAGAAACCAGCAGCAUGUCGUCGACUCCAGUCGGAUCACCAAAGAUCGACAAAGAUUCUCGACAAUUUUUAGACGAGAAAGGGUCGACGUUAAUCCGCACGUUCGAGACGUUCGCGCUGACUCGAGACAGUCUCGAAUCGACGCUAGAGAUAUCCGCACAGAUUUUCGAGAAAUCAGGAGCGAAUUGAGAGGCGACGUUCCAAACGCUCAGACAUAUUCCAGACAAUACCUAAUCGAUUCCAGACAGAGGUUGAACGAUAUCAAUAACAACAGAGAUCGACAAAUACGUGACUUCCAAAGUACAAACGCCGAUCGGAAUUUGGACAGGCUCUUCAGGAGAGAACGAUCCGACGUGUCAAGGCGCGUCUCAGAGAGAAGAGACUCGUCGUUGGAAACGAGACGGAUUCGAAAUGAAAAUCGGGUUAUACUGGAUCGGCGACUCUCCGAAAAUGGAUUUCUAGAUCGCGUUUAUAGGUUUACGAGUUCCACUGAAAGAGACCGAAGGACUGGAAUAGACGAAUUCGGUCGAAGAGCGACGGUACAAGGCAGGGUAAGUGAGUCUCGCCGUCAAGUUGAUGGAGUCUCGAAUGGACGUUAUCGAGGAAGCGAGCGUUUGGUCAGAGCUCCGGAAGAUAGGAACGAUAGAAACCGAUCUGACGGACGACGUGGAAAUGUCAGAGCCACGACAAUACGACAUGCAAAUAUCAAUAAUGAACGAGAACGAUCGGAAACGCAGACCAGAUUUAGGAAAAUGUCAGCAGGCGAGAUGGCUUUGUUUGAAGGUGACAGGUUUAUGGGCGAGGCGAACUCGAGGCGUUUGUUGAGUAAACCAGUUGAGGACGUUGCUUUCACAGAUAAAUAUCCCAACAUUACCGCGCUGAAUUCUAUCAAAGUUCUCCUCACAUUGAUAAUUCUAGGACAAAUCUGCAUGGGAGCAUCGAAAUCCAAGAAGUUUAGAUCUUUCAACUGGCCAGCUUUCUAUAAAAUAAAAACGGAGUAAACAUUACAUGACGACCAUGGCUUUUCAUUCCGGCACUGACUCUUUAUACCGUAGUUUAUAAAAAAUAUCUUAUCUGUAGUAUUAAUCGUUUAUUGUAGAGUAUAUUUCAAAUACCAACAAAUGGCAUUGUUAUUGAGAUAUUACACUGUUACUCGAUUCAGAAACCUUUAUCAAAAUCUUCACAUGCAUAAAGUUAGUAAAAUAUUAUAAUG
This is a messenger RNA of Cylas formicarius (sweet potato weevil), 1877 nucleotides long. RefSeq lists its product as uncharacterized. The coding region runs from base 541 to 1665 and encodes 374 amino acids. The transcript is spliced from 2 exons. Lineage: Eukaryota; Metazoa; Arthropoda; Insecta; Coleoptera; Brentidae. The record is from RefSeq and is a predicted model, not a curated record.